GCUCGAAAUUCUGUAGUGAAGUCAUGUGAUCGCUCAAAAUAAUCUGUAAACAUUGCCAUGGUCGAGAAAGAGUAAAUCUGUUUCAGAAGAAGGAAAUGAGCGUGUUUGAGUCUAUAAAAGCGGGACUGAAGUCUUUUACGUCACGUGACACUAGUGGCGAGUCCACAGCCCAGUAUUCAAAAACCUCCUUUAAUUUAGACGCAGGAGCUGAUUUACUUCAAAGGUAUCAGUUAAUAUGGAAAGAACUCCAUGAAAAUACAGAGGAAAAUGCCAAACAGGCUGAGGAAGUUGAUAUUUUGGUGAACAAGCUAUAUGUGGAAUAUGAUAGACAGAAUGAAAUUCUUGGCAAGCUUCACGAAGGAGUAAAAACAUUGCCUCUUAUUCUAACUCAACUCCAAAGUCUGACAGAUGUUUUAGCUAUACUGGAUGAGGAAUAUGACCAUGUGGAAGCAGCAUUAUUACAGCUAGAAAAUAUUAUUGAGGACCAAGAACUACAGGCAGCCAAACUAGUAGACUCCCAAAAGUUGGCUGCCUAUCGUGACAGAAAAAUGGACGAGUUGGAGAAAUUUAAAGUGCAAAUUGCCAAAGAUCAUGUGUCCAAGCUUCAAAAAGUAGAAAAACAUAAACAAAUAAAACUGAAAGAGAGACAAGAGGCCUUCCAGGAUGCCUUUGACCAAGAUGUAGACUUUUACAGAACACAUGGCAGAUUAGAACGUUUGUCAGUAUCCAGUACAGACAGUGGAAAGAAAGCUGAUCUAGGAGAUAUAGUAGUAGAUUCUGACCAUGGAGAGUUAGACGAAUUCCUCGAUGACGCGGACUUCACACCCUCUGCUGAUGCAGUAACACAAUCAGCAGAUAAGACAGAUGAAACAAUCAGCGAUGACGAAGAUCUAGUUGUUGUAAGGAGUUCUGAUGAUGUGGAUAUUGAGGAUGAAUAUUAUGAGGAUGAUCUUGGGGCCUCCCAUGGGGACCAGGAGCAUCAGCUAGAUUCCGAGGAUGUGACAGAGGAGAGUGAUAUAGAGAAAACAGAAGCAGGCAAACCCGAGAACAAAAAUUAAAAUCCAGAAACAUUGAAAUCUUAAUCAUGAAAUCUGCAAUACACAUAAAAUCAUCACAUUAGUUUGUUUGAUGUACAUGUAUACUGCUAUAUAAAACGAGCAUGACAGUUCAGAUACGAUAUUGAUGGUACUUGUUUGUGAAAUGAAAAACGCUUGUUACAUUAAAUUCAUUGUUACGAAGGCAAAUGAACAGAAAUAAAAACAAAUGUUGCAUUA
This is a messenger RNA of Ostrea edulis (European flat oyster), 1274 nucleotides long. Its product is annotated as dysbindin protein homolog. The transcript has 8 exons. Gene Ontology annotation, cellular component: cytoplasm. The record is from RefSeq and is a predicted model, not a curated record. Gene Ontology annotation, biological process: negative regulation of protein kinase activity. The coding region runs from base 96 to 1058 and encodes 320 amino acids. NCBI's taxonomy places the organism in Eukaryota, Metazoa, Mollusca, Bivalvia, Ostreida, Ostreidae.